Messenger RNA from Camelus dromedarius (Arabian camel), 5924 nucleotides. RefSeq names its product F-box protein 21 (gene FBXO21). Lineage: Eukaryota; Metazoa; Chordata; Mammalia; Artiodactyla; Camelidae. The coding region runs from base 25 to 1908 and encodes 627 amino acids. The record is from RefSeq and is a predicted model, not a curated record. The transcript has 12 exons. Gene Ontology annotation, molecular function: DNA binding; protein binding.
GGCGGCCUCAGGUACGCGGACAAGAUGGCGGCAGCAGCGGUCGACAGCGCGAUGGAGGUGGUGCCGGCGCAGGCGGAGGAGGCCGCGCCCGAGGCGACCGGCCUCAGCUGCCUCGUUAACCUACCCGGCGAGGUGCUGGAGUACAUCCUGUGCAGCGGCUCGCUGACGGCCGCCGACAUCGGCCGCGUCUCCAGCACCUGCCGGCGGCUGCGCGAGCUGUGCCAGAGUAGCGGGAAGGUGUGGAAGGAGCAGUUCCGGGUGAGGUGGCCUUCCCUUAUGAAACACUACAGCCCCACCGACUACGUCAAUUGGUUGGAGGAGUAUAAAGUUCGGCAAAAAGCUGGGUUAGAAGCCCGGAAGAUUGUAGCCUCAUUCUCAAAGAGGUUCUUUUCAGAACACGUCCCCUGUAAUGGUUUUAGUGACAUUGAGAAUCUUGAGGGACCAGAGAUAUUUUUCGAGGAUGAACUGGUGUGUAUCCUUAACAUGGAAGGAAGAAAAGCUUUGACCUGGAAAUACUAUGCCAAAAAAAUUCUUUAUUACCUACGACAACAGAAGAUUUUAAAUAAUCUUAAGGCUUUUCUUCAGCAGCCCGAUGACUAUGAAUCGUAUCUUGAAGGUGCAGUGUAUAUUGACCAGUACUGCAAUCCUCUCUCCGACAUCAGCCUCAAAGACAUCCAGGCCCAGAUUGACAGCAUCGUAGAGCUUGUUUGCAAAACCCUCCGGGGCAUAAACAGUCGCCACCCCAGCUUGGCCUUCAAGGCAGGUGAGUCCUCCAUGAUAAUGGAAAUAGAACUCCAGAGCCAGGUGCUGGAUGCCAUGAACUACGUCCUUUACGACCAGCUGAAGUUCAAGGGGAACCGAAUGGAUUACUAUAAUGCCCUAAACUUAUAUAUGCAUCAGGUUUUGAUCCGCAGAACAGGAAUCCCAAUCAGCAUGUCUCUGCUCUACUUGACAAUUGCCCGGCAGUUGGGGGUCCCCCUGGAACCUGUCAACUUCCCCAGUCACUUCUUGUUAAGGUGGUGCCAAGGUGCUGAAGGGGCGACCCUGGACAUCUUUGACUACAUUUACAUAGAUGCUUUCGGGAAAGGCAAGCAGCUGACCGUGAAAGAAUGUGAAUACCUGAUUGGCCAGCACGUGACUGCAGCGCUGUAUGGGGUGGUGAACGUGAAGAAGGUGUUGCAGCGAAUGGUGGGAAACCUUUUAAGCCUGGGAAAGCGGGAAGGCAUCGACCAGUCGUACCAGCUCCUGAGAGACUCGUUGGACCUGUAUCUGGCGAUGUACCCGGACCAGGUGCAGCUGCUCCUCCUUCAAGCCAGGCUCUACUUCCACCUGGGCAUCUGGCCAGAGAAGUCUUUCUGUCUUGUCUUGAAGGUGCUUGACAUCCUCCAGCACAUCCAAACCCUAGACCCCGGGCAGCACGGGGCGGUGGGCUAUCUGGUGCAGCACACGCUCGAGCACAUUGAGCGUAAGAAGGAGGAGGUGGGCGUGGAGGUGAAGCUCCGCUCCCACGAGAAGCACAGAGAUGUCUGCUACUCCAUUGGGCUCAUUAUGAAACACAAGAGGUACGGCUAUAACUGUGUCAUCUACGGCUGGGACCCCACCUGCAUGAUGGGACACGAGUGGAUCCGAAACAUGAAUGUCCACAGCCUGCCCCACGGCCACCACCAGCCCUUCUACAACGUUCUGGUGGAGGACGGUUCUUGUAGAUACGCAGCCCAAGAGAACUUGGAGUAUAACGUGGAGCCUCAGGAAAUCUCGCACCCCGAUGUCGGACGCUAUUUCUCAGAGUUUACCGGCACGCACUACAUCCCAAACGCAGAGCUGGAAAUCCGGUACCCAGAGGAUCUGGAGUCUGUCUAUGAGACGGUGCAGAAUAUUUACAGUGCAAAGAAGGAGAACGUGGAGUAGAGGCUAGUGGGGACGCUGCACCUUUGCUGCUGCUGCUAUUGUCCAGGAGAACAGGACCCCGGACGGAGACGUCCCCACGGGCCCCUCUGGAUUCACACCACCGGGAAAGCCCCUUAACCAGUAGUGCUGGUUGCCUCCUACUACGUUCAACUCACGUGUGCUCUCCUCCAGCUGCAAAGACAAUGUUGCUCUCCGCCUACACUAGUGAUUCAUUGAAAGGCACUGUGUGCAGUGGCAUGGCUUGUAUGCUCGUCCUGUGGUGACAGUUUGUGACAUUCUGUCUUCAUGACGUCUCACAGUCGACACCCUUCUGAUCACUCUUUUCCUCCCCUCUCCAUUAUGUCUGUCUGCAUCGUCUCGGAUGUUUUGUUUGCCAGACAGGUGGGCUUGUACGUCUGCAUCAUUUCUUUCUGAUUUCUCUGUGGAUCGUUUUCGCUCCCGAGUCAGGGUUGUCUGUCUUCUCGCCCUGAAUUGAGUGCUUAUUCAGAGGGGAGGCUGGAAGUGAUCUCGGCAGCAUCCUGGAUCUGGAGUCAUUAACAAAUUAAUGGUAAUCAGAAUCGUUUGAAUUUCUUUCUUUCUAACUUUUGACACAGAUUUCAGGCAUUUUGUCUCUUUAUUUGGAUGGAGAGAAUGACACCGUUUCCCUGUCUGGAGUCAUCUCUUGGAUUUGUGCUCAGAUCUCCACGAAUCAUUAGUUUUCUAUUUUAUUACAUAAAAUUCUUGGAGAAAGUGCAUAAUAAUAGCCUUUGUGAAUGGGCUUUUCCACAUUCAUCUAUUCCUCCCUUUAAAAUAAGUGUAUGUGUUUUUUUUUUUUAAUUUUAAAAAUCUACUCCAGUAUCAUAAAUAGAUCUUAAGUCAGCGGUGGGUUCUCUAUAGUAGGAAGUACAAUCUGAUGUUAAAAUGUCUGCUUUUAGAAACCAUACUCUGUGAUCUCCAAAGACCUAAAAAAGAGGUUUCACAUUUAUAGUCAGAAAAAAAGAAGUAAUGAACCUUAAAAAUCUUUAAAAAGGGCAAGUUUCAUGCCCCCUGUCCUUCCUUAGAAUCACUUCAAGACCUUCUUGAACGUGGCAGGGUAGAAAUAAGUGAAAUCUCUCCAAUUUGAAGAAUGUUUGAGCAGCGGGAAAGGAGACAAGCGUGUGCCUCGCUUUCUCCAGUCACCACGAAAGCAUCAGGAGGAAGUCUGAGUCCCCCGGGGAGGUCCGGCUUCGUAUCAGGUACCACUGGCGAGGGUGAAGGUACCGAGUCCUUGUGCGGCUCUGAGCUCCCACCGUUCUCAACCUGCCAGUUCUCCAGAGGGCUGGUCUCGUAGUUAACCAGUAGAAGCUAACUUGUGGAGUUAGGACCUAGUUAUUUUACUCUCUAAGCUGAAAAGAGUCCAAUGGCUCUAGUGAAUGAGGCUUUUGGGGGCUGUGGUCCAGUCGUGCCUCGCUGCCUGUCUGUCCGUUUGCAUGCAGUAUUUUCACACCAUGUUUGACGACUGCCUCUUGUUUACCCUUUGGAAACCCUGGGCUGACCGAGGUCUGGGGCGGCCACCUAAGACCACUUACUAGCUCGUGACAGCUGUUGAGCGGUUAUUAGAAAGAAAUGAGGAUUUGGCUAGCCAGCUCCCUCCAGCCCGGAUCAGCUGUGGUCCAGGGUCCGUGUUCCUGUCAGUCCAAUCCAAAGUCAGAUGAUUUGGACUCAACAUUUGAAAUUGUGACCACUCACGACACCCAGCCUGCCUGUGGUUAGGGGGUUUUACACUACUCUCAUUUAAAGGUGAAAAUUAGAUACUAUGGCAUUAAUAUUAAUGAAAUGCAUUACUAGGAAUCUGUGGAGCAUGCUGAGAGUUAUAAUUGUUGGUUUUCUCGUUUGAUUUCCUUUUUUCUUAGAGUAACAUCAAAGCCAGGAAAGAUGGUUUUACCUUUACUGACCCAAUGUAAAUAUGUAUCUAGACUGUUUUUAAAUGUGUUUCUUCAUGAAAGCUUCAUUUGGCUCCAGGAAGCCUCUGUCACCUGUGUCAGUUGGUAUUUGGGCACUUUAUAUUUUUCUAAAAACGUGUUUUGGAUCCUGUACUCUAAUAAAUCAUAAGUUUCUUUUUAAAAAUUUUCCAAACAUUUUCUCCAUUUUAAAAAGCCCUGUUAUAAAAGUAGAACUUUCACAAUGUUGAAAUAUUAAAUAUUUGGAUAUAGUAACUUCUUUCCUCUUCAAAUGAAUGCCAAGAUUUUUUUGUACAAUGAUUAAUAAAUGGAACUUAUCCAGAGAAACCACACAAAUGGCCUGCCAGAUUUCGUUCCAGACAGAAAGCCCAGCCGUGACAAAGACAGAAUCUCUGUCACUUCUCAUUCUGAUUGAAAUACACAAAAAUUUGCUCCCCUGAAUUUUUCUUAACAUUGAUGAGUGAACAGGUUACCUUUCUUUAUACUAUGAUUUCCCUACCAAACAAUUUUACGAGCUGGCUAGUGAUCUUGAGAGUAUCUGGUUUUAAUAGUGUAAAGAUUGCAGCUUUUUAAUCGUGUGGAGGUACAUGUUAUAAAACAUGCUGCAGAUGCUCUGAGGGAACCUCAGGUUCCUGGUGUGUGUCAGUGCUGAUGACCCCGCGGCCGCCUGACACACGGCUCGCCCAGAGCGUCCCGCAGAGCACUGUUUGUCCCCGCUGCCACACUUCCGAUGCAGGAAUAAAGGGUCGUGGCAAGUCACCUGUUUCCUGCACUGCAGUGCUUCUCAAAGCCUUUCAUAUAGUGUUGUACCUUGUGACCUCCCAAGAGGCGCGUGCAGGGUGGCGUCUUCCUAAUAACUUCUCAGACUCUGGAACUUUCCUCCCCCAGCACACCCACACACACACAGCAUCCUCGAGGCCCGGUGUUCGCAGACGCGCUUUGGGAAACGCUGUUGCAGUGAGACGUCAGUUACGUCCAGCGCUAGUCCACCUUACCAGCAAACCAGUUUUGCCAAGAAUCUCGUUUGGAAACAUUACCCAUCUAAUCGGCUUUUGAAAGGCUGGCUUCGUGAUGUCGCUGCCUGAGCCUCGUAAUAGUUCCCCAUUCUAAGUGUGUUUACGCUGCAAAAUCGUGUCCCUGCGAAAACCAGCAUUAAUACUGUUGCUCAGUCAGUUUUACGUUUUCUGAUUUCCACUUAAAGCCUUGUUCUGAUUUUAAAACAUCUCAGUCUUUCUUAACGUAUUAAGCUGAGUCAUGCUUUUAUGUCCAAGGCUGUCGUCUGCUACCACCAGGUCCCUUUGCUAUAAAGGGAAAAUGCUUCUUUCCCUUAGUCCGUUUUCCAAGUGAGUGAAAUUGGACUACCAGCAGCCUUUUCCUGGGAAACAAUUGUGGCCGUAAUCAUCAAGCUAUAGUUCUUCAAGUUUUUGUUUGUUUUUUCGAGGGAAGGAGAGGCUGUUUACCUAGAAGAAAUGCAGAAUUUGGCUCUGUGACAGUUUGGUUUUGGAGACAUUAACAGCAUUGCAUGUAUUACUCUGUAUUGCGUGCUUACUUCAAGCCAGGCACCAGCCUAAACUGUUUCUAAUGCUCACAGCAAACCCUUUAAGAUGCGGACCGGGCAGUGAAUAUUUCCAUGGGCCCCACAAGGCCCCUGUCACAUAUUCUUCUUUGUUUUGAAAAACGUGAAAAACAUUUUUAGCUCGAGGACUGCAGACACAGGCCGCAGGCUGGGUCAGGCCAUGGGCUGAGGUCUGCUGCCCCCUGCUGAGGUGUCAGCUCACCUAGCAUUCUGUUGAGCGGAUGGCUCGUAGGUGGGGAACCUGGCCGUGACCCCGGGGACCUGACCUCUGAGCUCCAGCUCCCCACAACCACACUGCCGAAAACCCCAGCAACUACCUCGCACAUGUUUUUACCCUUUGCCUUGCUGCAGCCCCCUUAACUCCCAGCGUUUCGGUUCUGAAAAUUGAGAGUCUUGAGAGAAAAGAACAUUCCUUCGGUGAAUAAAAUUAUGUGCAAUUAUAGAAGAAAUGUAUUAUGGCCAUUUAGCACUGAUUGUAUUAGGGUAAUGCUAAAUCUGUAAUAAAUAGACAAAAAACUGUA